Argentina anserina (silverweed cinquefoil) is the source of this 688-nucleotide messenger RNA. RefSeq names its product LOB domain-containing protein 21-like. The coding region runs from base 125 to 667 and encodes 180 amino acids. Lineage: Eukaryota; Viridiplantae; Streptophyta; Magnoliopsida; Rosales; Rosaceae. The record is from RefSeq and is a predicted model, not a curated record. The transcript has a single exon.
AAGUAAUUCGAAUUAUAGUAAAUAGUUCCAUCCCUUCAUAUCUAACCGAAAGAAGGCCUAUAUAAGUGAAUAUCAUGUAAAGGAGAUUAACUAGAUCAUUAUAGAAUCUGCAAGUAAUGAAGCCAUGAAAGGAACUCAUGAGCCUCGUUCAAGCUCAUCAUGUGCAGCUUGCAAGUUGUUGAAGAGAAGAUGCGUCCCGACCUGCAUAUUUGCACCGCAUUUUCGCUCCGAUGAGCCCUUGAAGUUUGCCAAAGUUCACAAAGUGUUUGGGGCAAGCAAUGUGAGCAAGAUCCUUAGUGAAGUGCCUGCGGAGCAGAGGGAGGAUACUGUAAGUUCACUCGUGUAUGAGGCCGAGGCGAGGCUCAGAGACCCUGUCUAUGGUUGCAUUGGCGCCAUAGCUAUGCUGGAGGGAAAGAUGGUGGAGCUACAACAUGAUCUCGCUAUUGCUAGAGCCCGUCUCGCUUCUUAUGGCCAUCCGAAUUCUUCAUCAGUUUCCUCUUAUUCUGCGUCUUCAUAUACAAUGUUAGAGGAUCACCUUAGUGAGGCUAACUUCGCUGGUUUUCCUGCUUGUAGUGGAUUUAGCAAUGACUUCACUCAGAACUCAACUGAAUUUGUAAGUGAACAUGGAACAACUAGUGGUUUUAGCUAUCCUCCAUAUAUCCUUUAGAUUCUGAUAUCUAUAAUAGUA